AUGGGAGUUCCAGCAUUCUUUCGUACACUUUCCCGAAAAUAUCCACUAAUCAUUUCUAACUGUAUUGAGCCACAUGAAACAAAUGGACACUACUUACCAAACGCUUCUCUUCCAAACCCCAAUACAAUUGGCGAUAGAGAAUUUGACUGUUUAUACUUGGAUAUGAAUGGUUUAAUCCAUCCAUGUUUUCAUCCAGAAGGUCUCCCACCGCCAAAAUCUGAAGCAGAAGUAUUACAAAACAUCGAAAACUACAUCGAACGUCUUUUUAUGAUUGUUCGCCCGCGCCAAAUCUUAUUCAUGGCAAUUGAUGGACCAGCACCACGUGCUAAAAUGAACCAACAGCGUAAGCGUAGAUUUUUCGCCGCAAAACAAGCAGCACACGACAGAUGGAUCAAAUACUGGAAAGCGCAGAAGAGCGGAGAAACAGAGUUAGCAGCAGAACUUUACAAUCCAGACUAUCUCAAAAAUCACGAUUCAAACGUAAUUACUCCAGGAACUCUAUUUUUCGAAAGAUUAUCAAAACAUUUACACGGAUUCAUACAAAGAAAGCAAGAAACUGAUCCUGCAUGGGGUAAAAUCUGCGUUAUACUCAGUGACGCAUCAGUUCCUGGCGAAGGAGAGCAUAAAAUUAUGGAUUUCGUAAGAGCACAGAGAUUGGAGCCACAAUACGAUUCAAACAGACACCACGUCAUCUACGGCCUUGAUGCUGAUAUCAUUUUCCUUGGAUUGGCAUCGCAUGAACCAUAUUGGACAAUUCUCAGAGAAAGAAUCAACGAAGCAAAGGAUCUUCCUCGCCAGAACUCACAACAAAAGAAAGCUACUGAAGAAGACGAGAAAAUGGCUUUACACCAUCAGAUCUUUGAUGCUCCUGAAGAAAAAGAAAAAGUUGAUUUAAUUGGUCCGAAGCAUUUCGACUUCGUAUCGCUUUGGAUCCUUCGCCAAUAUUUAGAACGUGACUUGAAACCACGUAAUUUACCACCAAAUUUACCAUGGGACCUCGAAAGAGCCAUUGAUGAUUUUAUUUUCAUUUGUUACGGCUGCGGCAACGAUUUUAUCCCUACCCUUCCUGGAUUUUCCAUCGCGGAGGGCACAGUUUCGGAUAUUAUUUGUUUAUACAAAAACAAUUUACCGAGAUAUAACGCAUAUCUCACUUACAACGGCCAAGUCGACUUCCCACGCUUCAAGGACUUCAUGAAAUUAAUUUGUGAUGAAAGAAGAACAGGAGAAUAUGUCUUUGAGCGCAAUUCUCUUUUACAUAUUUUAUGUCCUGAGCAAAGAUCCGAAGAAAUUGAGAAACAAGUGAACAAAAUAUCACAGGCACCUGAUCCGGAUAUAGAUCAAGAGCCUCCAACAGAAGCAGAAGAAAAGAAAGAAGAAAGAAAAACGAAAAACAUUGUUCCCCACGUUUACGAAGGAAUUAAAGUCACAGAAGAAACAGAUCUUGCCCAAUUAAAGCGAGUUUACUACAAACAGAAGUUCCAUGCUGAAACAAAAGAAGAAAUUGCCAAAAUUGUUACAGAAUUCACUCGCGGCAUGAUUUGGACCCUUAAUUAUUAUCUCCAUGGCACACAUAACUGGGAUUGGUCCUAUCCAUACCAUUCCGCUCCUUGUUCUUCCGAUUGGGAUUUGGUCGAUGUAAAUCCCGCCACUUACCAGUUCGACAGAGGCUGUCCUUUCCUUCCUCUAUGGCAACUGAUGGCUGUUCUGCCUCCACAAUCCGCUCACGCCCUUCCAGAAAAAAUGCAAUUUCUUAUGACAAACGAAAAGUCACCAAUUAAGGACUUUUACCCUACCACAUUUUCCAUAGACCUCGAAGGAGCAAAGCAGGCCUACAAAGGCCACGUUUUAGUUCCAUUUAUUGGAGAAGCAAACACAGACUGGGACAAAAGGAUCUCGGAUGUCAUGAAAGGAACAGAUCUCCGCCUAACUUAUGAAGAGGAACAGAGAAACCAGUUUAGUCCCACUUACAUUUUCCUGGAUGAUGAGAAAGCUCCGGGAGGAAAGCCUCCGAUCACCAGGGAAAGCCCAAUAAUACCAAUGAACUACCCUGUAGUUGGUAGAUUGACGUGGACAAGAGACGUAGAUGACCACGAUGGAACAUCUCAUGCUUAUAUCUUCGAUCUCAAGACUCCUGAUUACCGAAGAGACUUCUCAUGGAUGAGACGUGAUGUUAUACCGCCUCCUUACGCUAUUGAAGGCAAAAUGGGAAGAGCGGAUGGAACAGAUCACGAAUCAUUCUUCGACAGAGGAGCAAUUGACUUCGAAAGUAUUAGAGCUGAGUCAGAAAUGCCUCUCCAAAUGCCUGGCGUUCCUCAGGGACAGGAUUACUUGUAUAGAGAAAGAAUGAUCGAGAAAAUCGAGUCAGAAAGAAGAAUGUUUGGUGGAAACCGUUAG
Trichomonas vaginalis G3 is the source of this 2394-nucleotide messenger RNA. Its product is annotated as 5'->3' exoribonuclease family. Gene Ontology annotation, molecular function: RNA binding; 5'-3' RNA exonuclease activity. The transcript has a single exon. Lineage: Eukaryota; Parabasalia; Trichomonadida; Trichomonadidae. The record is from RefSeq and is a predicted model, not a curated record. Gene Ontology annotation, biological process: nuclear-transcribed mRNA catabolic process. Gene Ontology annotation, cellular component: nucleus. Bases 1 to 2394 code for a protein of 797 amino acids.